AUGAAGCGAGCAGAGCCUGACACCGCGACGCCGAAGCGCAAAAAGCGCCGAGGGCACCGCAAGUCCAAGGCGGAGCGACUAGCGCGUUUGAAUCCCGUAUCUUCGUCUACUGAAGAUCUCGUCAAACUGCUGGGGGGGACGUCUAGUCGCGAGUGGGACACGGCACAGAGUCUCGCACUCCGGAUCGGGACUCCAGACGCCCGGGCGACGGUCGUCCGUGUGAUUUUAUCCGAGCGCGAGGCCCCCCGAGCGGCGGCGCACUAUGCGAAGCGUCUGAAUGUGCGAGGCCAAGAACUCCUAAACGCUGUGCCGCCUGAUUUGAUUUCGGUGGCGCCGCUGCUGCUAGCUCAGUUUUUGGUGGAAGUGGACGAAGGCUCGUUGGCGACCGACGAGAAACUGGAUCGGUUUCUAUGGCCAUGGCUACUUCAAGCGAUAAACGGGAAAGAAAAUAAGGCAGCAAUGAAGGCCGCCGUGCGCUUGAUGCUGCAUCCGACAGCGUCGGACGACGCUAAAGUGUACGACAAGAGGAAGCGAGGCUGCAGGUUGGAACGAGCAUUGGUGGCAAAGUGUCUACAAACGGGCAAGUUGCUGCAUCUCGUGCCGACUCAUGCACGAGCGUUUGCUGACCAGAUCAACGUCAGUUCUUCAGUGAGUAUGGACGACAACCCAGAUACCGGUGAGGGUACCGGGAUGAAGGAGGAGCUGCAGCGUCGACAACAAGUUGCUCACCGCGUGCAAAAUAUUCUUCGUCUCAUGUGGCCAGAUGCCCGUGUGCUGGUAUUUGGAUCUUCUGUCACUGGUCUUCUGUCUCCUUCCAACCAAGAUCCAACCGACGUGGAUCUCUGUGCGCUGUUGCCGUCUUCCCCACAGUUCCGCCAAGAAACGGCAUCCUUAAUCACCGAAGUGACGGAGCAUUUGGCUCUGUAUCUCCUUCCUGAAUACGCUCAUCAUGUUACCGCUGUGACUGGUGCUCGUGUUCCCGUUGUGCACUUCCGAGAUCCAUCGACAAACCUUCCAUGUGACCUUUGCGUGAACAAUGUCCCUGCGUUGUGGAAUACACGACUACUACGGUGGCUAUUCUAUGGAGGAAGCAGUGUGACUCCCACAGUGAGAAGACAGCUUUUACAUGUCCGGCAACUAUGCAUAUGGCUGCGUAGAUGGCGCCAAAUCAAGAAGCGUGUCGUGUGUGGAGCGUUAAGUUCGUAUGGACUUAUCCUGUUGGCUAUCUACUAUCUCCAGCGUGCUAGUGUUUUGCCAGUUCUGGACUGCAGUGCGCAUGUUGCAGAGGACGAAUCCAAACUAAGUGCUGUAUCAGAAGAGGACAUCGACAAGAGGCUCGAAGCUGUUGACAAAACCUACGUCAAUGUCAGGGAACGAUCUAGCGGUGUACAAGACUGGAAGGCACUGCGGCUGGGAUUUUUUCGCUUCUACACUUGCGAGUUCGACUACGAGCAUAGUAUUGCGAGCCUACGAACGAGAGAAACCAUGUCAAAAGCCAGUAAGGGCUGGUCUCGUCAAAACAACACCCGCCUCUGUUUAGAAGAUCCUGUCGAAACCGGACGCGAUCUUGGCUUGUUAUGCUCCAGACUUGCUCUUUGUCGCUUGCGAUGUGCCUUUGCUCACGCAUGCAUCGUACUGAGCCAGAAAGAGGAUUCCCAAACAGCGUCAGAAGAGCAGACUGUGGAGGCUAACCUAGUAGGCUCCUGGGCGUACGAAGAUGACAGCAUUCUAGAAGAGAGGUCAGCAGCAGCAGCUGCAGGAGAACGCAAUGGAAGAGAGGCACUUUGGAGCUCGAUGACUGUAGACGUCACCACCAGCUGCAGUGGAGGUAGGGACCUCGGGAAGCAAAGCUCAACAAUAGAAUUACGCGAGGCAAAGCGACGCGUGAAGCUGCAGCACUUUUUGGUUCUGCGUGCUUUCAAUCUGCGACGCCCGAAGGAGACUCUGCAUGAACAGUUCCGGUUCCUCAAGAAGCGGGUUGAAGACAUCGAUCCGAAAGUCCGUGGCGACUUCUUAGAGUUAAACGAGUUGUGUACCUACUUGUCCAUUACACCUUAUCGACGUCUGCUCCUCGUCCAAGUCUUCGGUCUGGCCGCACAGCAGACGCUGCUGCGCUUCGACGACUUCAUACGAUUUCUGCAGUCGGCAGCUGUACGAGCAGCACAUGAAGAGAGACAGCAGCACUUCGAAAGUCUUCCGACGCCCCCACCUCGCACUUUAAAACUCCGUCAAAUAAAUGCGCCACCUUUCCAUCCGCCCCACAUGAACCAAGCCGUAACUCGAGCUCCACCGGCCCCCGGUCUCUGGAAGAAGCGUGAAGUUACCAUCCAGGAGCGAAUCACCGAGUACACCAAGAUCGACGAUAAGGGGCAACCACAGAAACUUGUAGAGAAGGAACGUCACCAAACGGAGGUGCUACACAUGGAGUCACUGGACGGCGAGUUCGCGCACCGUGAGAUCACCCAGUUCGAGCAAACGGAGCAUCUGAACGACGAGAUAGUCCAUUUGGAUCACGGACGUGAAGAGUUUAUCCACCUCAAGUCACGACACGACGAGAUCUCACGAUUCGAGUCCUCCGUGCCGUCAGGAGGCCCGAGUGGCGGUGGUCGCCCCGAGGAAUGCGAGCAGCAGCCACCAUCCCCCACCAUUAAACGAGACCCUACCGCCCCUAUGACAGCUCGUGAAAGCACAGGUCUCAAUCACAGUUUCAACGUCGAAGCGGAAGCAGCAUACGUCGAACCAGAUUUCCGAAGGCGUUGGUAA
Molecule: messenger RNA, 2763 nt
Organism: Phytophthora infestans T30-4
Lineage: Eukaryota; Oomycota; Peronosporomycetes; Peronosporales; Peronosporaceae
Exons: 2
Coding region: 1-2763 (920 amino acids)
Biological process (GO): RNA 3'-end processing
Molecular function (GO): nucleotidyltransferase activity
Source: RefSeq, a predicted model, not a curated record